Knipowitschia caucasica is the source of this 2967-nucleotide messenger RNA. The record is from the annotation of a GenBank genome assembly. NCBI's taxonomy places the organism in Eukaryota, Metazoa, Chordata, Actinopteri, Gobiiformes, Gobiidae.
AUGGCGAGUGCCAAAGACCUUGAGCUGUCGGAGUCUCUCAAAACCCACAGUGUCUUCUUGGAUGAACCAGAGGGGGCCAACUUCAAGUCCAAGAGUUUGCCCAUCCUCACAGAGAAAGGGCCUCGCAAGGACUGCCAGCUGUACAAGAAGGCGCAGCGGUUUGACAGAGCCCAAAAGAGAAACCUCCAGGCUGAGAGAGCACACGCAAGCAAGAGGAGCCAACUGCUGGAGCGAGGAGACGGCACCAAGAACGCACUGAAUGAUCCAACCCCGUGCCGACCGACUAACAGAGCAGCCUGCGAGCCGACCUACGAGGAAAGGCUGCUGAGCGAGGGAGCGCAGUGCGAGGAGAGCGCGAUGAGUAAUGGAGUGGCUUGCAAACAAAGCCUGUUAAAUAAAGCAGCGCCCUACAUGGAAACCUCCCUGAGCACGAGAGCGCCGUACGUGGAAAGCCUACUCCCUGAUCGCUCACUCCAUGAAGAAAGCCUAUUGAGUCCCAGAGCGCACCACCAGGAGAGCCUGCUGACCGGGUCGGCAGCUCUCCAUCGCGAAGAAUGUGCCAAGUUCCUCCAGAUUCCUCCCGAAAGCAGCGAGUGCCAGGGGAAGUCCGCUUUGAACCGCUCCAACUCACGCACACUAACUCCAAGAGCAGGCGCCACGACCGGGCCGCCUCUGCGCUCCACUCUGGCCAAGCUCCGCACGCCCAGCCGCAGGUUCUCAGCCAUUCUACAGGACUCGCGCUGCUUCCUCUUCUGCAUGUGCUACCUGACAUUCAUCCAGUCGCUCAUGGUGUCGGGCUACCUGAGCUCUGUCAUCACCACCAUCGAGAAGCGCUACAGCCUGCGCAGCUCUGAGUCGGGUCUGCUCGUCAGCUGCUUUGACAUCGGCAGCCUCCUGGUGGUCGUCUUCAUCAGUUACUUCGGCGGGCGAGGUCAGAGGCCUCGCUGGCUGGCCGUGGGCGGGGUCUUCAUCGCGGUGGGCGCAGGGCUCUUCUCGCUGCCCCACUUCAUCUCCCCGCCGUACCAGAUCCAGGAGGUAAACUCGUCGCUGGCUAACGAGGGCCUGUGCAUGAGCGCUAACAGCUCGGCGCGGGACGGCGUGGAUGUGUCAGCCUGUCCGCGGGACCAGCAAGGGAACGAGCACGACCUGUACGUGGCGCUCUUCAUCGUGGCACAGGUGCUGGUGGGCAUGGGCUCCACCCCCAUCUACACGCUGGGACCCACCUACCUGGACGACAACGUGAAGAAGGAGAACGCCUCGCUCUAUCUGGCCCUCAUGUACGUGAUGGGGGCCCUGGGGCCUGCCGUGGGGUACCUUCUGGGGGGAGUUCUCAUCGGGUUCUAUGUGGAGCCUCACACAGACGUGCACAUCGACCAGAGCGACCCACGCUUCAUCGGGAACUGGUGGAGUGGCUUCCUGCUCUGCGCUGUGGCCAUGCUGCUGGUCAUCUUCCCCAUGUUCGCAUUCCCCAAGAAGCUCCCGCCACGACACAAGAAGAAGAGGAGGAAAAAGCUCAACCGGGAAGACUCCAGCGAUGACGACAUGCUCCGAGAGAAGAGCCAGAACGUGUCCUCCUCCAUGGGCUUCGGCAAGGACAUGAGAGACCUUCCCCGAGCGGCCAUGAAGAUCCUGAGUAACGUGACCUUCCUCUUCGUGAGCCUGUCGUACACGGCUGAGUGCGCCAUCGUCACCGCCUUCAUCACCUUCAUCCCCAAGUUCAUCGAGUCACAGUUUGGCAUCCCGGCCUCCAGUGCCAGUAUCUACACAGGCGUCAUCAUCGUCCCCAGUGCUGGUGUGGGCAUUGUGCUUGGAGGGUACAUCAUAAAGAAGCUGAAGCUGGGGGCGCGGGAGUCUGCAAAGCUGGCCAUGAUCUGUAGUGGCGUGUCCCUGCUCUGCUUCUCCACACUCUUCAUCGUGGGCUGUGACAGCAUCAACCUGGGGGGCAUCAACAUCCCCUACACCACCGGACCCACACUGACCAUGACCCAGAGGAACCUGACGGGGGGCUGUAACGUGAACUGUGGCUGCAAGAUCCACGAGUACGCCCCUGUGUGCGGCUCUGACGGCAUCACAUACUUUAACCCCUGCCUGGCCGGCUGCAGCAGCGUGGCCAACGACUCCACCGGGGUGCGUAACUACUCGGACUGCGCGUGCGUCCAGUCCCGGCAGGUCAUCACGCCGUCCUCGGGCGGUCAGGGUGGUCCUCAGCUGCAGCUCGUCAUUGUGAAGACGUACCUGAACGAGAACGGCUACGCGCUGUCGGGGAAGUGCGAGCGCGCCUGCAGCACGCUCAUCCCCUUCCUCAUCUUCCUCUUCAUCGUCACGCUGAUCACGGCCUGCGCCCAGCCCUCCGCCAUCAUUGUCACGCUCAGGUCUGUGGCGGAGCAGGAGCGGCCCUUCGCUUUGGGAAUGCAGUUUGUUCUGCUUCGUACUCUGGCCUACAUCCCCACGCCCAUAUACUUCGGUGCAGUGAUAGACACCACGUGCAUGCUGUGGCAGCAGGACUGCGGCGUCCACGGCUCCUGCUGGGAAUAUGACGUCACCUCUCUGCGCUUCGUCUACUUCGGCUUGGCCGCCAGCCUCAAGUUCUUGGGCUUCCUCUUCAUCUUCCUCACCUGGUACUCCAUCAAGUCUCGGGAGAAGAAGGUGGAGGUGUGGCUGAAGCGCCACCUGUCUCCAACCGACACGGUGGGCAGCCUGGUGUGCCACCCGGGGGGGCACAAGGGUCACGCCCGCACCCGGUCCUGCCCCGUCAACAUCCCCCGCCACGAGCCCACCUCCCUGAACCGCGGAGUCAGCACGCACUCCUGUCCUGGCAACGAGCUGCAGGCCACUACAGAAGACACGCCCACUACCAAGGACACGCCCACUGCCCAGGACACGCCCACUACAGAGGACACGCCCUAUGCCACAGGCGCGGACACACUCACCUCUAGCUCUGAGCCUCGCCUCUCUGCCAUGGUCUGA